Molecule: messenger RNA, 273 nt
Organism: Arctia plantaginis
Lineage: Eukaryota; Metazoa; Arthropoda; Insecta; Lepidoptera; Erebidae
Source: the annotation of a GenBank genome assembly
AUGUUGAAACGCGUUCAGAAACCAGUUCUCGUGAUCUGCAGCACGGAGUUUGCAUUCCGCGUACCUGUGCGUUGCAGAAAACUUGUUUUAGAACAGGAAUUUAGUGAAACAAAACAAAAAAUAUCUACUUCGAGGAAACCUGAGCCAGACCACGAGAUGCGCAGACCACAGCGCAAACCGAUACGUCUACAUACGAAAACAGUUUCGACGAGGCUCCAUUACACCUCAAAAACAAAACAAAAUUGGGCGCGAAAUUCAAAAAUGGAACAAUAA